GUGCUUCAAAACUGACCACCUCUAAAGCCAGCACAAAUAUUGCCAUUGGAGAAACAGUGGAAAAAGCUGGUAGUGCAAGUGCCGCAGACGGGAGCGGGGUCAGAUCUGUCGUUGGAAUCCUCACAAGAAAACCUUCACCCUUGAAAGAUCUGGCCAUUGGCAGAAAAUCUAGCAGCAAUAUGCCUGUCACUAAUUCAUCAGGGAGUGACCCAGGUCUCACUGAUGCUCGAAAUCAGCUGCGAAGGAGGAGACGAACAUCAGGUACACCAGCUGAGCCUGUGGAGUCAAAUAAAAGCAGAAGUGUGCCCACCACACUUGGCUUGGGUCAGUCAGAAAACAAAGGCACACACAUCAGCUCCUCAGAAAAUGAAACAGGUGGAGCUCACACACCUGAAGGAUCGAACAAGGCCACUGUGAGUUCUGAAGAGUGGGAGGAUAGAAUGCAGUCAGAUGAAACAACUUCCUCAGCAUAUUCCAGUAACAAUGAUGAGGUGGACUCUGAAGGGAAAUCAGAAGAAGAGAAGACUGAAUACACAACUAGCACUCUCCAUGUCAUCAACUUACUGCAACCUGGAAUGCACCGCCGCUGCCUCCCUCCGUUCCGACAG
Molecule: messenger RNA, 608 nt
Organism: Candidula unifasciata
Lineage: Eukaryota; Metazoa; Mollusca; Gastropoda; Stylommatophora; Geomitridae
Source: the annotation of a GenBank genome assembly